UUUACAAUUAUGAAUGUGCUCAGAGUUUUGAGAUUGUUAAUACAUUGUUUACUUGUCGCGCACAUAGCGAGCAGUAAAGACUGAUGAACCGCUGUAUGUAUGUUAUCUAAUAAUAUUUUCAAAAUGUAUGAUCAAUAAUUCAACCAUUUAAAACCUAAUAAUUAUAACAAAAUUUAUUUUAUUUUAUACAUAUUUUAUACGAGUAUCAAAAUUAUAAAAUUUAAAAUUAUAUUAUAAGUCUAUGGGUGGUAUUAAUUUAUUAUGAAAUAAUAUAUUUUGUAAUAAUUAACAAAUAUUGAUGUAAAACAAGUGGAACAAAUUAUUUCUCAAAACAUGGAUUCCCAACAAAAACGUGCACCCACCGUCGGCGCCCGUCACCUGCAAAGCUUGCUACUGUUCCUGUGCGUGUUCUGCGGCUACCUGCUCCGAGUGAACCUGUCCGUGACCAUAGUGGCUAUGAACCCCGAGAUAAACUCGACGGACUACUACACGGAGUUGCAGCACCACGUGCCGAUAUUCGGGUGGCGCACGUCCACGCGGUCGGUGCUGCUCAGCUCGUUCUUUGUCGGCUACCUGUUGGCUAACCUGCCCGCGUCCGUGCUCGGGUGCCGGUUCGACAACAAGAGGCUGCUGGCCUACAGCAUGUCGGUCUCGUCGUUGCUGUCCGUGAUCACGCCGCCUGCGGUCACGGCGUUCGGUGCGGCCGCCAUGGUGGCCAUCCGGUUCACGCAAGGCCUAUUCUCCGCGUUCAUGUUCCCCAUGGUGCACGGCAUAAUGGCCAAAUGGUCGCCGCCGCACGAGCGCAGCCGGCUCGUCGGCUUCAUCAUCAGCGGCAUACAGCUGGGCACCAUGGCCACGCUCGCGCUGUCCGGCAUGCUGUCCAGCAGCGAUCUGGGUUGGCCGGCCGUGUACUACGUGAGCGGUGCCAUCGGGCUCGCGUGGACGGUCGUCUGGCUACUGCUGGGCGCCGGCACGCUGGACACGCACCCGUUCAUCGGCCAACCCGAGGCGGACUACAUACGAGCGUCGUUGUCCAACACCGUCGACCACGAUCUGAAAUUUUCAGAUAUUCCAUGGAAAUCUAUAUUCACAUCAAUGCCAGUAUGGGCCACAUCAGUAGCACACGUUGGCCACAACAUGGGUUUUUGGCUAUUGCUCACGGAGAUGCCAACUUUCAUCCAUACAGUGCUCAAGUUUAAUCUUAAGGAAGAUGGUAUUCUAUCAUCGUUGCCUUAUUUGUUCAUGUUCCUAUUACAGCUGCCGGUUGCUUUUUUGUCUGACUUAUUGAACAAACGAAAAGUGACUUCGCUAACCGUGUCUAGGAAAAUGUGGAACACAAUAUCUAUGUGGGGAGGCGCUGUCGGUCUUGUUAUACUUGGUUUCGUAGAAGACGCUAAAUAUACCAUUGCGCUCUAUGUGUUCAUAGUAGCUAUAGGUUGUACGUCUAAUGUCGGGUUCAAUAUAAACCACUUGGAUCUAUCACCCAACUACGCAGGGCUUUUAAUGGGAAUCACCAACACGCUCGCAUCAUCUGGAGGAGUUAUCGCUCCUUUGUUCGUUGGACUCCUUGUUGACGACCCGACUUCAAUUGAGGAAUGGCGUACAGUAUUCAACAGUGGAGCAGUAGUAAUGUUUGUAUGCAAUUUGUUUUUUAUAAUAUUUGGUUCAGCUGAAACUCAGCCAUGGAAUUCAUUACAUAAAGAUACUCCAAAAACAAAUAAACAAGACAUUGAAAUUAUCGGAUAGAAUGUAUGCGAUGUACGUGUGAUUGCAAUUCAA
Molecule: messenger RNA, 1779 nt
Organism: Sipha flava (yellow sugarcane aphid)
Lineage: Eukaryota; Metazoa; Arthropoda; Insecta; Hemiptera; Aphididae
Product: putative inorganic phosphate cotransporter
Exons: 5
Coding region: 334-1746 (470 amino acids)
Biological process (GO): transmembrane transport; monoatomic anion transport
Cellular component (GO): plasma membrane
Molecular function (GO): transmembrane transporter activity
Source: RefSeq, a predicted model, not a curated record